GCCCAACGCGACAGAGAGAGAGGGAAACCCAUUCGUAUGUCAUUUUAUGAAGGCCGCCAACAUACAUACAUACGCACAUUCAUCCCAUACGUGCCACAAGUGUGUGUUUUUGUGUGUCCAUGGACAGACACCACAGCCGAUGUAUGUCUUCUGAUGGUAUGUAUCCACUUAACGCGCACCCGCCGACAGCCUCAAGAAAACCCCCUAUGUAGCCGCAUAUCCACUAUCGAUGCACUAGCCUAGCUUGUCGCCCCUCCCCGGCUAAUCCAGCAGAUCGAAUGAGCCGUAGUAGACGUAGUCACGCGUGUACUCGAGUCGGUAUCGCCCACAGAACUCCCGGCGGGCACAUGACACCGACCUGACACGCACCAAGGACAAACGGACGGAUGCCCAUCGUUCUGCAUGUUUGGUCGGGCUGGAUGCCUACUCCCGUGCGUCUGUGUCGAAUCCGCACAUGUGGCCGUGUUCGUAGGCCUGCAUCUCAGCCAUGAUCUCGCCAAACGUGAUGCCCUUAGCCUGACACAUGAAUCACACAGUCGGACACACGGCGACAGACAUGGACACCCCGCCCCCCUCCCCCCCUCAUUGUGCGUCUCGUCGCCCACCGGAUCUUUCGCCUUGAUGGCGAGCGCCAGGGAUUGGUUCUCGCCGCACUCACCCAAAAUUAUGCCCUCCUCACCCUGGUUGCACUGCUCGUAGUCCUGCCAACCUACAAAACAACACACACACCCGGGUCGCAAUAUCUCCCUCCCCCCUCCCCCGGCCUCCCUCUCUCACGGCCUCUGAGGUCUCUGAGGGUGCGCUCCGACAGGGGGACGUUGGUAAUGAUCCUGCGAUGCGAGGCACAGCAUUCUUAAUCCUCUCUCUCUCGACCACCACAUGAUCUCACAUCGAUGGGUAGGGGUAGACUAUUUUGGCCUUCCUCUCCUCAAACGCAUACUUGUCCUCCUUGUACAGCCCCCCUGCCAGAUGCACAAACUCUAUCGGAUCCCAGAUGCCCCGCAACGAGAUGACGGCGGGCUCCGACGGCCGUCGCCCAUUCUUGACCUUGACCUCAGCUAACACCUCCUGCGGAACAAGAGCAUUUGGCCGGUGGUUGUCGCGUCACGCAUCCAUCCAUCGUGGUUACCUUGAGGCGCCGCUCGUAGUCCUUCAUCGCCAGCCUGCCCUUCUCGCGGGGCACCUGCUGAUCUGCCGGCAAAAAGCUCAUCGUUUGGCUUAUCUAUAAGACAACCGUGGGAUCCUCG
This is a messenger RNA of Vitrella brassicaformis, 1247 nucleotides long. NCBI's taxonomy places the organism in Eukaryota, Vitrellaceae. The record is from the annotation of a GenBank genome assembly.